AUGGCCGCCACUGCCGAUAUCGAGUCGUCGCAGGGACUCGCCCCUUCCAGACGAGCCUCGCUUCGAUUCCAUCAGAGGCCUCGCACUGCAUGUGGAGAUCUCGAAGCAUUCACAGCGCCUACCCUCCCUCGAUCCAAGACCUCCCGAUGGUCCCUAGGCCCAGCAACAAUGAAUCGAGAUGUGCACGAUUGGAUCUCAUUCAUUCGAAGUCAAGAGCAUGAAGAGUGCGCCAUAAUAAGCCCAACUGAUGCGCAGCACGAGCAAACAAGAUCUACUUACAGUCGCUCAGCCUCUUUCGCUGGAUUAACUGCUCCAGCUCACCAGCGACGAGCCUCGCAACUUGGCCAAUCCUUUAAGCAGGGUUUAUCUGAACUACGCUCCCUUGGUCGUAGAAUGUCCUUGACCAUCCGCGGGAAAAAUGCGAGGCAUAAGGAAGAUAGGGUCGAGCACAGACGACCUUCGACACUAGCUCCCUUCAAGUCCGACGAGAAAAUGAUGGAUAUCACAGAAGCUGUGACUUCCAGACCUUCGACUAGAGGCUGGCAUGUUCGACAACCAAGUUCCCGUCGCCGCCCGUCUCUACCUAUGCUCAACUCUGCCACCUUUCACCAAUUGACGACGUUAGAAAGUCCCUUGGAGCAAACGAUGCCUCCACGGUCCCGCGGCCAACCCGUCCUUUCAGACCUGGUAUAUGGUGGAGCUGGAGCCAGAGCUUCGGCAGCCGCGCAGAACGAGAGACUGAAUGCUUCGAGAGCUACUCCACUACCCCCAUAUUCGCCGCCUCACAAAGAGGUGAUUCGGGAUUCAGAGAGCGGCAUUGGUAUUGGACUUGACGAAGUGGACUCACGGCGAAGCUCAGCUUCCGUUCAGCCUCAUCCUGUUGCCCAGGACCCGGCUGCAGUUUUGGCGACCGAACUCAUGGAGUCCGUGCUUUCAUAUCUGGAUCUCGAGUCAUUACAUCAAGCCACUCUUGUCUCUCAGCGAUGGCGACAGCUCUGCCAGUCGCAAGCCGUCUGGCGAGAUGUGUUCGUCCGAGACUUUGCUCCCAAGCAACCAAUGCCUUAUUGGGAGGGUCAAGUUCGUCACAUCCCCGGCAUGGGCAAGAACAAGCCUGGUCAAGACUACCAUCUGUUGUACAAGGUUCGGACCCAGAUCGACAAGCGGUGGGACAGCGGACAGGCUGCAGCGAUUUACCUGAAUGGACACAAAGACAGUGUCUAUUGCGUACAAUUUGAUGAGGACAAGAUCAUUACAGGAUCUCGGGACAAUACCAUUCGAGUCUGGGAUGCUCAUACCUAUCGUUGCAUUCGAAAGUUAGGCCCACCGAAUAACCAUCGGGAAAGACAUCGGCAGGACAGGCCACCCGUCGAGCCGUCCGGAGUUGUGCCAUUCUUUCAAGCCGACAUUAGCUCCCCAGAUCCAGUCGGCCCGGCUCUUGAUGCAUGGCACCAGGCCUCAGUCUUGUGUCUGCAGUACGAUGAGCAGAUUCUAGUUAGUGGAUCAUCUGAUUUCACCUGCCUCGUGUGGUCUAUCAAGGAUAACUAUCGUCCUCUGUUCCGUUUGAGCGGACACACUGCUGGCGUGCUUGACGUUUGCAUUGAUCGCAGGUUCAUCAUCACCUGCUCGAAAGAUACUAGCAUCAAGAUCUGGGAUCGCACUACGGGCAGACUGCUGAAGACGCUUGUCGGUCAUCGUGGACCAGUGAAUGCCGUUCAAGUGCGCGGAAACUUACUUGCCAGUGCUAGUGGCGAUGGCAUGUCUAAGCUUUGGCGACUGGAAGAUGGACAGUGCAUCAAAGAGUUCCAAUCCAAGGAUCGCGGAUUGGCUUGUGUCGAAUUCUCCGAAGAUGGUCGAACUAUCUUUGCUGGGGGCAACGACAAAGUCAUCUACGAAUACGACACGGUGACGGGUCACAGAUUGCGCGAGCUGAAAGGUCACAGUGAUCUUGUACGGUCGCUGCAUUUGGAUUCGGCCAACUCGCGCCUUGUUAGUGGAAGUUACGACUCUUCUAUCAAGGUAUGGGAUGCCAAAAAGGGCGAGUCGGCCGAGGACGGGGGUCUGAAAAUCAACUUUGAGGGAUGGAGUUCUAGCUGGAUGUUAGCCGCGAAGAGCAACUACCGCAAAAUUGUGUGUACGAGUCAGGAUGGAAGAGUGGUUAUUGUUGAUUUUGGCUAUGGCAUUGAAGGCAUCGAACUGGUUGAAGCAUAG
Messenger RNA from Cyphellophora europaea CBS 101466, 2208 nucleotides. RefSeq lists its product as uncharacterized. Bases 1 to 2208 code for a protein of 735 amino acids. The transcript has a single exon. NCBI's taxonomy places the organism in Eukaryota, Fungi, Ascomycota, Eurotiomycetes, Chaetothyriales, Cyphellophoraceae. Gene Ontology annotation, molecular function: protein binding. The record is from RefSeq and is a predicted model, not a curated record.